UUGUAACCUUACAACUUCAAAACAAUCCACAAUGGCCAUGGGCAAAGGUUUCAAGCUCUUUCACUCCCUUUUCUUAGUGAUUGUUUGGCAAUGUUGUGCAAAGGUGGAUGCCACUUUUGGCGAUGUCAACGGUGUUGUAAAUCUCGAUCAUCAAUUUUCAUUUCGUGCCUUUGGAUCACAAGACACACAAGCCCCAACGGUUGCACCAAUUGGAAGUAGCACAGAAGUCCCGGUGGCUACACCAUUUGGAAGCAUUGCUCAAACUCCGGAGGCUCUAACCCCGGAGGGUGCAUCGGUCGGAAGCAUUGCUCAAACCCCGGAGGGUGCAUCGGUUGGAACCAUUGCUCAAACCCCUGAUGCUGCAUCGGUUGGGAGAAUUGUGUUGGAGGCAGCACCGUUUGGGAGAAUUGCACUACCUCCGAAGGUUGCACCAGUUGGAAGCAUGGCUCAAACCCCAACUAUUGCACCAGUUGGAAGUAGCACACAAAUGUGAGAGUAGCAUUGCUAUGCAUAGAGGAACACCUCAGCCAAACUAAAUCAUUAUUUUGUAGACAAAUUCAUUAUUUCUAU
This is a messenger RNA of Cucurbita moschata (crookneck pumpkin), 570 nucleotides long. RefSeq lists its product as uncharacterized. The coding region runs from base 32 to 493 and encodes 153 amino acids. Lineage: Eukaryota; Viridiplantae; Streptophyta; Magnoliopsida; Cucurbitales; Cucurbitaceae. The record is from RefSeq and is a predicted model, not a curated record. The transcript is spliced from 2 exons.